CCGGUGGGUUUGUGUCUUGAAUCAAGGGAAGCGGAAACGUCGGGCAGUGUGGAAGCCGUGGCGGCGCGGGAGCUGCCGGGGCUCUCGGUGCCGACGCAGACAGGCGCUGGUGGGCUUCACCGACACGCCGACAGAGAACCAACCCCGUCGGAAGAGUUCAGCAGCUUAGAUGUCCUGUGUGACACGGAGUUUGAAGGAGAUUUUGUGAAGCUAUUCAAGAAGUCGCUGUGCACACUGCCAUCCGUUGGCCUGCCUGCCCUCCUGGCCCACAGACCCGAAGCCUCUCGAGAAAACCUACAGAUCCAGGCAGAAGAGGGCUGUGCCCCGAGGUGCGAGUACUGUGGCAGCCUGCUGAGGCCGUUCCCCUCCCUGGAAGACCCUGGCCCGCCGCCGCAGGGUUACGCCUGGAAAUUCUGCUGCGAGCGUAACCAAGACCUCUACGAGUUCAUCGUAAGGGAGAGGAGGGGCCGCGAAGGCGCCGGGAGCGUUCUGGCUGCUGUCGGCCCCCGGGAACCCCUCGGCACCCACAGGCUGUCCCAGGGGAGAGCGGACCAGAGGCAGCGGGAGAGGCGAGUGGCCAGGCAGUUGGCUUUCCUGGCCGCAGAGCCGACGGCAGCAGCUGAAUGCUCGCACCAGGCCGGCACCAUUUCCUACCUGCUUUCCCAGGAGCCCCCGUCGCCGGCCGGCCGGACGCUGGUGCCUGCCGAGAGCAGGGCAGAGCCCGCGGAGGAGCCCGAGGAGGAGCCCGGGGUCACCUGCUGCGACUUCAGCCCGGCGGGCGGGGGGGUAGUGAAAGAUGGAUUGUUGGAAAAAUAUUACAGACACGGAGGGAAAUUCCUCACCAUGCUUCCAGAUGGAACAGCGCAGUUGUUUUAUCCAUCUGGAAACCUGGCCAUCGUCGUCAUACGGGAGAAAGCCCGGGCCACCUGCAUAGUGCGGGAGGACGAGGCCAGGACCGGGGCGGUACGGGCAGUGUUUACGUCCGCUGGCAGAAGUACGUGCUACUACCCGGACGGAGCCGUGUGGAUAAACCUGAACGUCGAGGGGGGGCAGUAUCUGGACCGAGCAGGCAGCAGGGUGAGACGUUGGACGUGGCCAAACCGCGUUGUGGUGUCGGGACCCCCCGUCCCGCUGCGCCCCGUCUUCAUCGCCCUGAACCAGCACGUGGGGGUGAGGAUCCUGGGCCAGGACAAGAUCACCGUUUCCUUCCUUGCCGGGGGGCAACAAGCAAAACUCAACGUGGGAACCAAAGUGCAGGCCAGUGCCGGCGGCCAGCGGCCUCCCCCCACCCGGCUGGGCAAAGACGAGCUCCUGCUGCUCACCCUCAGGCUGCGGAUCCUGCGGCUCUUAGACAGAAUCCGGUGGUGCCUCAACUUUCCUUCCAACGAGCAACGGGACAGAACGAAGCCCCCGGCCGUGUUACCACACAGACCCCCAAAGAUCUCGCAGCUCUGCACUGCUCCCGACGUCGGCGAAGAGCUGCACAGCUCGCUCUGGGCGAUGGUGAACGCUGUCUGCCCCACACGCGGCUGCUGCGACGGGGGAGCGCGGCCGAGAGGCUCUGCCAGGUUCCCCCACGGCCACCCCUCCCCUGGGGCCCUCCCACCUCAGACAGCCAGUAUCGCAGCCCAUGAGGCACGACGAGGGGCUGUGCUGGGGGUAAAUCCCUCCGUGAUGCCACCUCGUCGCUCCCGCACGGCCUCUGCUCUCCCAGCAGAAACCAGCCCGGGCUGAGCAGCUGCCCCGCGGCACGAGGUAGAUGCCCUCAGUGUUAUGAUUUAGUACCAGUCCGCAUGUUGACGAGGUCAAUCACGUGCCCACACACGGGUCUCUACACCCUCAUUUUAAAAUGACAAAGUAGCCCUAUGCAGGAGAGCAAAGAACAGCAACUUUACCACUAAGGACGUGGGUCUGGGCCUGCCCCUGCCCCCAGCGAUGGUGGCCACGGGACCCCCCCUCCACUAAAGCUGCGUUUAACGAGCUGGUUCAGGGAGGAGAAGCCCUUUGGGGAUCACGGGACACAGAGGGAGCUGAGGGCCCAGGAAGCCCCAGGCCAGGUAUUUCUGGGGGCUGGGGGGCGUGGGGAUGAAGGGGACGCAAUGCCUGCUCUGCCAGACAUGGACUUCCAGGCUGGGGCUGCCUGGGAGCCACAAGGGCUCAGCUGGGCUUAGGCCAGACCACCAGAAGCACCAACUUCAGCCUAGAGCAAGCUCUGGCCAAAGCACCCCAGAGAGCAAGUUGUGGGCUGGCGUCUGGGUUAGGGGACGGCUGGCAGGUAUCGCUGCCAUAGCAACCAUCAUGGUUCUUUUAUUUCCAUUUAUUGCUCCGUUUUCCUUUGGUGAACAGCGAUGGCGGGGCCUGGGCAGACACGAGCACAGCCCCCGGGCAGGACCUGCCCCUGCGUUUAAGAGCUGUCAGCAAAGGCUCUCGCAGACCCAACCCCAACAUCUCAAUAAACCACCUUGCCCAGGGGGAAGAGAAGGAACAGGGGGGGCAUCGCUAGGGAAAGACUGGGAACAGCUGACGGAAAACCUCAGCCUAGCAACACACCUCUGCAUUUAUGUGUUCUGAUUUGUCUGAAGUUUGUAACUGAUGAGAAACUGUUACCCACACCAGACAACAUUGGUUAAUCUGUUUCAGAAGAGAAGGCAUGAACUGCCCAAGAGAUGAAUUCAGCAGGGCCAAAGCAGCCACGAGGCCUUUGUGGUUCAUGGCUGCGACAGCAGCACCCUCGUAACAACCCGCACCGGCCUCUGCCACAGCCAUGGGACAGCGGGGGGGACCCAACGCUUCACCACCAGCCCCCAAGCCGCGGGCAGGGCCAGGCAGUUCCCACAGGCAGCCAUGGCUCUGCGCGUCCCCGCCUCGUCCCGCCCGAGGAGCUCUCCCGCAGGGUCGGUAGGAGGGGGGGGCUCCCAGGGACGGGGGUCCCUGCGCAGGGAGCACAGCGCAGCCCACCCCCAC
Athene cunicularia (burrowing owl) is the source of this 2964-nucleotide messenger RNA. RefSeq names its product glutamate rich 6 (gene ERICH6). The record is from RefSeq and is a predicted model, not a curated record. NCBI's taxonomy places the organism in Eukaryota, Metazoa, Chordata, Aves, Strigiformes, Strigidae.